AUGAAAGGUGCUUGGAUUGAGCCUAUUGAGAAGGGAAAACGCUACACCUUCAGGGGCAUGUCAGGGACCGUGUCUGAUCCCAAGGCAGAUGAAAAUCUAGCUCUCACGUGGAAGUUGGAAACGAAUCCCGGUGCCAAUUGGCUUGUUACAUACGUCGACGCAGAAACCAAUUACAAAGUAUAUGCUGUUGUGGACUAUGUGUCGUAUGCCACUUAUAAAGUCUACGAUUGGGCCGCCCAUGGUAACAACGCGAUUGCACAGUUUAACCCAUCUGGUGGCGAUGGAUACCUUGAUAACUUUCGCCCCGAUAGCCCAGAUCUCCAGUUUGAAUACACGUACUCUCCAUCUUCGUCAUCCCCAACUUCGUAUAUCAAUGCAUCAAUUACGCAGGCUUUCUAUACUCUGAACAUCUACCAUGACCUACUUUAUGUCCUCGGAUUUAACAGAAAGGCCGGAAACUUUCAAUGGAACAAUAACGGGAAGGGUGGCGUCGGAGGCGAUUAUGUGAUUAUUGAUACCCAAGACAGUUACGACUUUGAUCUCGGCACCUUCAUAUCCCCUGCUGAUGGACAACCUGGUCGCUUAUUUCUGGGUCUUUGGCAUAAUUCUGUCCCAGAUCGCGACGGGUCCUUUGAUGCUGGGCUUGUCAUCCAUGGGUACACCCAUGGCUUAUCCCAUCGACUUACUGGCGGCCCUGCCACACCUGGAUGUCUUAAUGGCCUUGAAUCUGGUGGCAUGGGUGAAGGAUGGAGUAACUUUAUGGCUAUUUCAGUUCGACUGAAGCCCCAUGAUACACGUGCAAUGGAAUAUGCUUUCGCGGAAUGGGCGGGGAACAAUAAGAAGGGUAUCAGAGAAUAUCUGUACUCGAAACCUAUGGAUACUAACCCUCUGAUUGGAAACGUCUGGGGGCAGUAUGCUAAUGGGAUUCCUACCGAUGGCAAAUAUCUUACUAUGAAGCUUGUCAUUGAUGGGAUGGCAUUGCUACCAUGCACCCCCAACUUUCUACAAGCCCGUGUCGCUAUUAUCGAUGCCGAUGUGGCGCCGACCAACGGCUCAUAUCUGUGA
Penicillium angulare is the source of this 1065-nucleotide messenger RNA. RefSeq names its product extracellular elastinolytic metallo proteinase. The coding region runs from base 1 to 1065 and encodes 354 amino acids. Gene Ontology annotation, molecular function: metalloendopeptidase activity; zinc ion binding. NCBI's taxonomy places the organism in Eukaryota, Fungi, Ascomycota, Eurotiomycetes, Eurotiales, Aspergillaceae. The record is from RefSeq and is a predicted model, not a curated record. The transcript has 6 exons.